CAUCAGGAAUGGCUUUGGGGUCCCACCUGUCCAUGGAGGUCAUCUUGCGCAAGAAAGACGGAUUCGUCGCCUUGAAGGAGUUUGAGGACGACCGUCGGGCGCGGGUGGAUGCCUUCCGCUCACUCAUGGCGCCGCUCAACAAACGGGCAUUCGCUAUGCUCGAUGAUGCCAAGGGUGAGCCAAAACCACCGGCAAAACCAGAUCUUUCAGAGUCUCACCAUCAGCACCAUGUGUGGUUGUGUGCUCAGCGAUGGUGAGUGGCGUGGCCACGGCGCUGACCCAGCGGCUGCAGAUGGACAAGGCGUACAUCGACAGCCUUCGGAGGUCCGUCCCGCAUCGGUCCCUGAGCAUGGAGUCGACAAGAGGCGGCAGACGGCAGCAGACCCACCCGACACAAACAUCGCCGCCCAGCCGGCAGAGCAGCAGCGCCAGCAGCACUGGGGGCGAGGGCGGCAGCGGGGGAGGGAAGAUCGACUGCUCGGGCGCCAACACCGUCAAGGAGGCGCUGCGUGAGCUGAAUCGGCAGCAGGCUCUGCAGAUGGAAGACUUCGUCAAGGUCGCCUCAGAGGACCUCAUACAGGGUGGGUGGGUGAGCGAGAGCCUCGUGUGCGUAAAUAAAGGGAGAGAAGGCAUCUGCGUGUUGCGUUGCAUCACACGUGUGUGUGUUCUUGCGUUGUGUCAGGUGGUCUCCAGCGUGCUGCGGUAGAGUAUGCCCGUGUGUCCAAGCAGCACACGGACCGAGUGGCUGCCGCAUGGAGCCUCCUCGAAACCACAGAAAAAGACUGCAGGCAAGCCCCAGACACAAACACACACACACACGCACACACACGCCCACUUGUUGCGAUCGUGUGUGAUGGAUGCGAUGCAGGCAAAAAUGGGAUGAGUAUGAGCGUCUGUUUCGCGCGGUAGAGUCAACCCAGGUCAUGAGCCUCCACCCACCGCAUGACGACGACCACGGCAGCAGCAGCCAGGGCGGCCGGGAAGGAGGAGGGGGUGCGAGGGACUGUUGGCUGCUGGAGCGGUUCUACACCAAUGCCGCCACACAAUCGAGAGUGGCGCAGGACGCCUACCUCAAGGCCUUCCAACAGUUCCUUGCCGACUUUGAGCAGCUGGAGCAGGUCAGGUGUGGCGAAUGGGCGCGCAGACGGUGCGAAAUACAUUACCGUGUGUGUGUGUGUGUGUGUGGUGCAGUGGCGGUGUCAGACGGUCCGCCACACGGUGAAUCAGUUCCUGCAGAAGCUCAAAGUCACGACCACCCACGUGUCGUCGUCCAUCGACGCCUCGCUCACACUGAUGCAGGCACUAGACCCUGCAAAAGUGUCAGUGGCCAAGAUGAUGCACUCCGAAGACCCCUUCGCAAGGUACGUACGUACAGCACCCACCACCACAGAUCCACAGAUCGGCUUCCUUGCUCAUCUGUCCGCUGUUCCUCUUUUCUACCGGGCAGCCCCGCUCCUCCCCACAACCCAGCAGAGGCCGACGCGGGUCAGUCGGCCCAGCAGCGGUCUGCACGGCGAGGGUCGGCGUCCAGGAGGCCCCCACUGCCACCCCAGCAGCAGCAGCAGAUGCAGCAGACAAGGGUAGAGGACGAGACCAGUGUGGCCCUGUCGGCCUUUCUCAGUCAGGCGGAGGAGCUGACGAAACUCCCAAACCCGCCACAGACGUCCCUCGUCAAGAAAGCGGGUGAGAAAGGGUGUUUGUGUUUGUGGUGUGUGUGGGUCGGUGAUGCAUUGAGCCAGUUCGUCCCGGGAUGAGAUCAUUGGUUUUGUGUGCCUUUGACGUAGGCAUCGUCAAGCGGCCGACGAGUGGUCUGUUCCAGCGUCAGAAGGACGGUGUGCUGGUGCUGACGUAUGACCGUUUCCUCCACCUGUUCAAGAGCGAGGCCGACCCUCUCCCAGCCACCUCCGUCUCUCUCGACCUCUCCACCGUGUCUGUCGUCCAAGACCACAACCAGCCGUCCCCUCCCCCUGCCCCUCCGUCUGCCUCUGCCAGCAGUGGCAGUGCCACGCCCACCGCCAUCCCCACGAUAGAGGUGCAGGAGACCAAACGCGUCGGCCCCUUCCGGAUGUUCAGCUCCAACAAGCGGCUGGUGUUCACCCCACUCACGGCCGGCGAGGCCUCAUCGUGGCUGGAGAUCCUCAAGGGCGGCAGUGCUGCUGCUGGUCGUAGUGCUACCGCCCAGCGGCCACCCCCGCCCGCUUUGCCGCUGGGCACGCCCCCACCUGCUGGCAGCGAGCAGGACGGCGAUGGCGCGACGAAGGUGGAGCCCUCGCUGGGCGACCACGGGUCGUUCCCCUCCACCCCCAGCCCAUUUGACACCUCGCAGGAAGGACCCCUCCUGCCAGAGAAGGAGGAGGGGACCCUCAGUGCUGCAGGGCAAGACACCCUUACCAACGGAGGAGAGGCGGGGGCUGCGACAAACGACACACAUCAUGAAGAAGAGGGCGGCCAGGAGAGGGCGGCGAUGGUGUUUGACGACCCGCCAAGGCCCCCACCCCCACCCGCGGUGCCAGUGGAUCUGAGCAGCACAGUGGAGAGGCGGCAGAUGGACAACGGCGGGCCAUCGCUGGACGACGGCACUGGAGAUGCAGAAGGUGGGCGGGUGAAUGGGUAGUGCGCACAGUACAGGCAGACAGACAGACAGGGAGAUAGACAGGUAGGCUGCAUGGCCUGGCUGCAGAGUGCCGUGCCGUGCCGUGUCGUGAGCUGACUGGCCAUCCGCUCUCCCUCUCCCUCACGUCUGUCUGUCUGCCUGUGUUAUGAAUGCCGUGGUGGUCUGCAUCACCCAUUAUUCAUUCAGGCAGCAAGAGAGGCCACAACCCCCCGCCCCCAUCAGCAAGCCAGCCGUCCACCCGCGCAGCCACCACCAUGGCUGAGGAUAGUCAUGGCAGCGAGUCACCCCCCUGUCUGCCUCCUGCCUUCAUCGCAGACCCCUUUCCCUUUGUCGUGCCCCCCGCCCCUGGUGUGGGUGUGGGUGUGUGUUGCCCUGCAGAUAUCGGAGGCGACUUUGGGACGGGCAGGGCUCAGGAGGCUAUGUCACCGCUGCCUUCGAUCGAAGACGGCGAGAGCGUAGGUGGAUAGGGGGGAGGGAGGGUGGUUGAUAAAGCGGAUGGGCCUCUUGGUUCGUGUGUUGCUUAGCGUCUCGACUGCUUAGAUGUCUGCGUGGUAGUGAUACGGACAAAGCGUUUUUUGGGUGUGGACCCGUUUAUUGUCAUCAAGUCUCAG
This is a messenger RNA of Vitrella brassicaformis, 3225 nucleotides long. The record is from the annotation of a GenBank genome assembly. NCBI's taxonomy places the organism in Eukaryota, Vitrellaceae.